AUGUUUGGCAACACUGAACUGAUCCUAUCCCGCUCACCCCUACUCCCACACUACAAGCGAUUUCCUCCCCCUUCCCUCCCCCUUUCAACCCCCUUCCCUCCCCCUUUCCUCCCCAACACCUGUGACCUUGAUAGAGAGAGACAGAGAAGUGUCACCCCGCCAUCCCCCACGCUCAACCCCUUCCUUCUUAUUCUUACUCAAACCCGAGUACAGUUGUCGCAGCUAGUCUGGGCGCGCGGCCACGCUAGGGUGGUUGACAAGAUGGACAUAAGAAACUUUUUUAAAAACAAACGGCUCAAAGUUGAUGAAGAUGAAAACUCUUCAAAUCAGCCAAGUGAAUCACUUUCACUAGACAAGCAAGAUAUAGAAAGAAGCAUAGAUUCUCCUCAACCUCGACCAACACCAAACUUAUUCAGAACUGAUCCUUCUUCUGAUAAAAGUUCAAAUGAAGAGAGUUCGUGUCAUGGAAAUAUUGAUCAACUUGAUCCUGGUCCUAGUGUAUCAGGAAGUUAUCAAAAUCCCUCAGAUAUUGGUAGCUACACUGACAGAAGCAAAAUCGACAGUUUAAAUGACAGGACAAAAUACCUGCUCCUACAAAAUCCAUGGAAACCGGAUAAAACCUACAAUUAUAAGGCUGACGUUACUCCUGGAAAAAGACAAUUUCUGCAUGACUGGUUUAACCUCUAUGAAUGGAUGGCCUACUCGAAGAAUGAAAAGGGGGUGUUUUGCAAGACGUGUGUUAUUUUUAGACCUCGUGUCUCAAGAGGUUUACAAGGAGCUUUUAUUACCCGUCCAUUCACUAAUUACAAAAAGUUUCAUGAAUGUGCCAAAUCUCACAUGGCUUCUGAGUGGCAUCGCGAGUCUUCAGAAAAAGCAAGCAACUUUAUGUCGGUGAUGAAUAACAAGCAGCUUAGUGUCGAGGCUCAAGUGAACGACCAAGUUCAAACUGCUAUUGAACAAAAUAGAACCAAACUAAAGUCCAUUCUUUCAACAGUGAUUUUCUGUGCUACUCAUGACUUGCCACUCAGAGGAAAAACUGAUGAAGGUGCCGUGUUCAAUGAUCUUCUCCACUUCAGGGAGGAAUCCGGCGAUAAAGUUUUACAAGAACACCUCAAAACUGCACCAAAAAAUGCCAAAUACAUUUCUCAUGGUAUUCAAAAUGAACUUAUUGAUACAUGUGCCACAACAUUAAGAAGUGAUCUGGUUAGAAAAAUAAAAGAUAACGAGUUCUUCUCAAUUUUGGCAGAUGAAACCAUGGACAUAGGAGGAACAGAACAACUAUCCCUAGGUGUCAGGUACUAUAACAGAGAAGAAAAAAUCGUCAAAGAAGAGUUCCUUGGUUUUACUCCGCUUCAAAACGGGGUUGAUGCCGAAACGAUAGCAAAUGCUAUAACUGACACGUUGACAGGUUGGAAAUUAAACCUAGAAUUGGCUGUAGGACAAGGCUACGAUGGAUGUAGCACAAUGGCUGGAGAAAUUAGCGGUGUCCAUAAACGAAUAAGUACCAAGUUCCCAAUGGCUAACUUUUAUCAUUGUGCCAGCCAUAGGCUAAACUUGGCUAUCAACGAUGUAAGUGAUAUACCUCAAAUAAGAAACACUGUAGGAACCAUAAAAGAGGUGACUAAGUUUUUUAGGGAGAAUUCUGGAAGAAGAAGCGUAGUUGGGACUUUGCAGAAUUUGUGUGAGACCAGGUGGACGGAAAAGUACAAGUCCAUCCGAAAGUUUCGUGAUAAGUUUAUUGACAUAGUCAAUGGUCUUGAAACCCUUUCAAAAGAGGGAAACAAAGACACAAAACAAAAGGCCUUUCAGCUCUACUGUGCAGUUACAUCGUCAACAUUCGUUGUAAGUUUAGAGAUUGUGGCGAAGUAUUCGGCAACAUUAGAGACAGUUGCACAAAUGUUGCAAGGAGUUAACGUUGACUUGAUGCGUGUGGCAAAACAUAUUGAACGGCUAGUAGAUUUGUUUAAAGAAGACCGAAAGAAAGAUGAAGUCGUCUUCAAGGAUUUAAUGGCAAAUGUUGACACGACUACAGAAGUUUUAGGCAUCUCUUUGACUAGGCCUCGCACCAAUACUAAACAAAGCCACCGCUCUAAUGUACCAUCAGAAAGUGUAGAGGACUACUACAGAAAAUCACUGUUCAUCCCCUAUUUAGAUUACCUCAUCCGAGCCCUAAGUGAAAGAUUCUCAAAAAAGAACCAGACUUCGUUUGAGUUGUUUAACCUCCACCCCUUAAAGAUGAAGGCGAUGACGAGGACAGAAUUUGAAAACUCUCUGAACGACAUUCUUGUCACUUACAGCAAUGUUCUGGACAACUUUAAGAUCGAAGGUCUUUUGUGCAUUUUUGCCAAGUGUUAG
Molecule: messenger RNA, 2355 nt
Organism: Macrosteles quadrilineatus (aster leafhopper)
Lineage: Eukaryota; Metazoa; Arthropoda; Insecta; Hemiptera; Cicadellidae
Product: 52 kDa repressor of the inhibitor of the protein kinase-like
Exons: 4
Coding region: 1-2355 (784 amino acids)
Source: RefSeq, a predicted model, not a curated record